UCAAAGCGGCGACUCUGCGACCAAAUCCUGCAACCAGUUUGUCACAUGACUGCGCUCAUCGGAGAAAUUAUUUCCGUGUUCGCCGGGAUCUCACUCAACUGAAUGAAAUCCUAACUGGUAUUUUUUUUUUCCCUCCCCCCUUCUGCCGCCUGAGCACCGAGCUGCCAUUGGAACGCGUCGCCGAGCUGGGGGGUACUUCGGGGAAGGGGACCCGCUCAUUUCACCGCAAAGACGCGAGCCGCAGCAAUAAUAUGCUCACACGGGUGAAAUCUGCGGUGGCCAAUUUCAUGGGAGGAAUAAUGGCUGGCGGUUCCAGCGGAGAAAACGUGAGCGGCUGCGACCUGCCGUUGAAAUUUCCUUACAUGAGACCGGAGUUUCUGGGACUGUCACAAGACGAAAUAGAGUGUUCCGCGGAUCACAUAUCGCGGCCGAUUCUCAUUCUGAAGGAAACGAAGAGAUUGCCGUGGGCCACCGGUUAUGCGGAGGUGAUCAACGCGGGGAAGAGCGCUCUGAACGAGGACCAGGCCUGCUGCGAGGUGGUGGAGGUGAAGAAGAGGACGGGGGGCUCCACUCCCAGCAGGACCCCCACGGCCAAGCGCAGGUCCUCCCUGCCCAACGGGGAGGGCGUGGGCCUGCGGGACAGCGCGGACGCAGACGGGCUGCUCUUCCACUACUGGGCGCUGUUCGACGGGCACGCGGGCUCGGGCGCGGCGGUGGUGGCCUCUCGGCUGCUGCAGCAUCACCUGGUGGAGCAGCUGCAGGAGGUGCUGGAGGUGCUGCGGAACUCGGCCCUCCUGCCGCCCACCUGCCUGGGCGAGGAGCCCGGGGCCACGCCCGGCUCGCACCGCGCCCUGACGCGGGCCGCCUCCCUCCGGGGGGCCGCUGGGGCCCCCGGCUCGCCCGGGACCCCCCCCACGCGCUUCUUCACCGAGAAGAAGGUGGAGCACGAGAGCCUGGUGGUGGGCGCCCUGGAGAACGCCUUCAAAGAGAUGGACGCGCAGAUCGAGAGGGAGAAGUCCGUGUACAACAUCUCCGGGGGCUGCACUGCGCUGGUGGCCGUGUUUCUCCUGGGAAAGCUGUACAUGGCCAACGCUGGGGACAGCAGAGCCAUAAUCAUUCGGAGCGGCGAGGUCAUCCCCAUGUCAACGGAGUUCACCCCAGAGUCAGAGCGGCAGAGGCUGCAGUUCCUGGGCUACAUGCAGCCCCACCUGCUGGGGAACGAGUUCACGCACCUGGAGUUCCCCCGGAGGGUGCAGAGGAAGGAGGUGGGCAAGAGGAUGCUGUAUCGGGACUUCACCAUGAACGGCUGGGCGUAUAAAACCAUCGAGGACGAGGACCUGAAGUUUCCGCUGAUAUACGGGGAAGGAAAGAAGGCCCGCGUCAUGGCAACCAUCGGCGUCACGCGUGGCCUCGGCGACCACGACCUGAAGGUGCACGACUCCAACAUCUACAUCAAGCCCUUCCUCUCCUGCUGCCCGGAGGUGAAGGUGUACCCGCUGACGCAGUACGAGCACGGGGCCGAUGACGUGCUGGUGAUGGGCAGCGAUGGUCUGUGGGACGUGCUGUCCAAUGAGGAGGUGUCUGAGGCCGUCACCGGCUUCCUGGCCAACUGCGACCCGGACGACCUGCACAGGUACACCAUGGCAGCCCAGGACCUGGUGAUGAGGGCGCGGGGGGUGCUAAAGGACAGGGGCUGGCGCAUCUCCAACGACAGACUGGGCUCCGGAGACGACAUCUCCGUCUACAUCAUCCCCCUGCUGCACGGCAACCGCCAGCCGUAGCCUCAGAGCCCAAACCACGCCGUCCCCGCCCCGCCCC
Molecule: messenger RNA, 1818 nt
Organism: Conger conger (European conger)
Lineage: Eukaryota; Metazoa; Chordata; Actinopteri; Anguilliformes; Congridae
Gene: ppm1h
Product: protein phosphatase, Mg2+/Mn2+ dependent, 1H
Exons: 10
Coding region: 252-1781 (509 amino acids)
Biological process (GO): protein dephosphorylation
Molecular function (GO): protein serine/threonine phosphatase activity
Source: RefSeq, a predicted model, not a curated record